AUGACUGAAUGUAUGUAUAUCUCUUCGUUUUUUUUUUCUUAUUUCUUUUUUCGAUCAUUCUUCUUUUGUUCUUUUUCGCUUUCAAGUUUUGAUUUAAUCUCUUUCUUUUUUUCUUAUCCUCCUUCUUUUUUCCCGUUGUUUUUUCUUUUCUUUUUUGUCUUCUUUUUCGUCUUAUUUUCCUUUUCCUUGUUUUUCUUUUCCUGCUUUCUUCUGCUAUUUAUUCUGUUUUUUAUUGCACCUAAAAUUAAUUUGAAUUUUUUUUACUCUUUCUUCAUCUUACUUUUCAAUCUUAUUCUCCUCUUCCUUUUACUUCUUCAGUCCCUACUACUCAUUCAUUUUUCUCCCUCCUAUUUUAACCUCAUUCGCCAACUUCUAUCUUCAUUUUCCUCCUCCCCUUCAACCUCUUUCUUUUUCUUCUCGCUCCUUCAUUUAUUAAUUUCCUAUUCUUUUUUCUUUUCUUCCCCUACACUUUCUCCUUUAUAUUCUUUGUCUCUCAUCUCUCAAUUUCUCUUUCUUCCCUCAGCUCGUUCUCCUUCUUCCUUUUUCUCCGUACGAUUGCUUCUUUCCCCUUUCUACCAGUUCCUUUUCACGACUGGAUGCACCUGUCCCUCGUCAAAUACACAGCGUAUGAGCAAAUAUUACGAAACGUCUGUUUAUUCAGGCAGUUCACGCAGCUUCAACUGGUUACAUAGAAAACAGUGA
Acanthosepion pharaonis is the source of this 702-nucleotide messenger RNA. The record is from the annotation of a GenBank genome assembly. NCBI's taxonomy places the organism in Eukaryota, Metazoa, Mollusca, Cephalopoda, Sepiida, Sepiidae.